Molecule: messenger RNA, 975 nt
Organism: Heterotrigona itama
Lineage: Eukaryota; Metazoa; Arthropoda; Insecta; Hymenoptera; Apidae
Source: the annotation of a GenBank genome assembly
AUGCACAAGAAACCAUCGCGAGAACAGAGGCCAAAGAUUCGUCUUCUGCGACGAUGGAGCGACAUGCCGCAACAUUUGCAGUUCAAUCCCCAUAUCCUCACUGGUUAUAGGCCACUCAUGACCAUUGGACAAUGUCUUCGUAGUCUGUUCUACAUCCACAAUGAGACUGUCAAUAUCAUGACACAUGGAUUUGCUAUUCUGUACAUGUUAUUGACCAUUCCACAACUUCUUCCAUGGAAUACCAAAGGUAUUCUCGUAGCAAUUUUAUGCUGGUGUCAUUUAAUUGGCGCUGUUAGUCCAUGGAUCGGAUCCUUUAUUUACCACCUGUUUAUGAACUUAAACUACGAUGAAAUUUUUUAUCGAACGCUAUUGAAAUUAGACAUGAUCGGUAUAUGGCUGUGUCAAAGUUUUGGAGCAAUACCUAUGAUGGCUGCAACAGUUCACUGUCUACCUGAUACUUACUGGUACUGCUGCAUGUUUAUCUAUUGUUCUCUCAGCAUCUGGGGUCUUCUUAAGGCAAUGAUAAUUCGUCUAUUACAGAUUUCUCAGUUUUUGUCUUCAGCUUUUAAACACUUCAAAUGCAUUUCACAGGCAAUGAAUGCACGAUCUCCUUGGGAAAGAAGACUAUGUUUUGCACCUCCUUUCCUCAUGAGAAUGCUAGUGAUGACUCUACGAUGUUUCGGUAUUGGCGGUGGUUCUCCUGAUGCUUUACUUCACAUUGUACUACAAUACCAAAUCUUGUUUCAGGACUUCAUAGCAGUUGUAGGAGCAAUAAUAGGCGCCUUACGUAUUCCUGAAAAGUGGAUACCGGGAAAAUUAGAUCUAAUACUGAAUUCUCACAAUUUAAUGCACAUACUGGUUGUGCUAGCAGUUUGUUCGAUGCACGCUGCGACUCUGCAAGAUCUUGCUUGGAUGACCGGUUCGUCCGCGUGUAAUGAAACGAUUCUUGUUCAAGUGAAACAUGUCGAACUGUGA